Molecule: messenger RNA, 1014 nt
Organism: Dujonia railenensis
Lineage: Eukaryota; Fungi; Ascomycota; Pichiomycetes; Serinales; Debaryomycetaceae
Source: the annotation of a GenBank genome assembly
AUGUUACUUGAUAUUCCAGAUGACUUUUCUGAAAAGCUUACUGAAAAGUACGAAUAUGCUUUAAAGAAUGAUUUUUUAGUCUUCAACGGAAUAGAUGCUGUGGUUGAAAUAGAUCAUUACAGUGCUAAUUCUGGCCAAAUACAAGAUGAUGAGAAGUUGAAGGAAAUUGAAGAAGAUCUAAUUGAUAUUGAAUAUACUACAUUCAAUCCAAGAAAAGAAACCGUUGAGCCUGCCCAUGGUACCGUGGACAAGAAUCCGUUCAAUAAGCCUGAACCUGAACUCACCAUUUUUGAGGAGUUUGGAGGGGAAAACGAGUUCAAGGUAGUCUUCAACAAAUUUCCGUUAGUACCAAGACAUUUCAUGAUGGUAACUAAUGAAUUCAAGCCUCAAAGUACCCCUUUGUCGACAAAUGAAUUGGUUGGGGUUUACUCUAUUUUGAGUAAACUUAAGAGUACGACAUCUGAAGAGACACAUAGUUGGUUAGCGUUCUACAACUGUGGGCCACAAAGUGGAGCAUCACAACCACACAAGCAUGUACAAUUCAUGACAUUACCUGAUAAAACGAAAUUCACACCAUUUGCCGAAAAUGUUGCAAAGAAAAGUGGCCCUUUCAUGCCCAACGACAAGGAGGAACCAUUGCAAAACGAAUCGUUACCAUUCGCUCACUUUGUAGCUAAACUCCCUGACUUAAAGGAAAUGGAAGCGGAUGACUUAUCAAUGUAUUUCGUCUCUUUACUUCAGAGAGCCCUUACAGUUAUAAAGGAAAAUGAGGUGGUCGAUCAUAUCUCUUACAAUGUACUCAUGACCACUGAAUAUAUGAUGGUCGUUCCACGUUCUCAUAGCAAAUACAAUGGCUCGAAGUUUGGAGUUAACAGUUGCGGAUAUGCUGGUUUAAUAUUGUGUAGAGAAAAGGAAUAUUUAACGCUUUGUAAAGAAGUUGGGCCAAUAACUAUUUUGAAAGAGCUUGGAUUUCCAAAGCAGGCUGCUGAUCAUAGUGAAGAGUUCAAAUAUUGA